UACAGUUCAGACGUGUCUAGUUACUCAACAUUAAAACUCAUCCCACCUAGUAUCCCUGCAUUUUACUUUGUGAUAAUUAACUGUGAAUGAUAAAAAAUCGUGUUCUAAGCAAUUAAAAACAGUGCAAUGCCAAAGCGCUAGUGUUUACCAUAAAUGAAUGAAACAAAUCUCUCUAACAUACCAUUAAACCCCAAUCACCAAUUAGUGUAAUUGUAAAUAAUCAUGGAGGAGAAUAAUCCGAAGAUUGAAUUUGAACUUGGUAAGGAAGUGUCACCGGGUAAUUUUUUCAAGAGUUCAUUCGCUCGUUCGUUUGUGUCAAAUUGUCACGAUAUAAAAUCCCUGGAUACUGAUUACGUGGAUAAUUUAAUGAGUGAGGAUCACUCGGAGGGAAAUCUCUCGACUGACACGAUAACCAGUAACAAUAAUUACUUUUCCCUCAACACUUUCGAGAGUCCCACCAAAGUCUUCGGCAGCAUCGAGUCGACAAAAGAAUCAACGCUGAAUGAAGCUGACGCUAGGGAGUUGAAUCACCUGAGGAAGCAAUGUCAAACACUGACAGAGGAAAAUCACAGACUGCACAGUGUCCUGAAGACAAAUCAGGUGCCGAGAAUUCAAGUUAUGGACAAUGUACUACUCCAGACACAGGUGGAUACCCUCAAGUGGCAGUUGAAACAGGCAGAAGCGAAUCAACAAAUGUACAGAUCUCUCAUGCGUCAGGUUGCACGUUUUCUGGACCGUACAAAAAAAAGCCUUGAUUACGUUAACGAGAAAAAUGCUAAUCGUAACAAACGUUCAUCAUCCCGUAGUAAUCGCAGUCAGAGUGUCUACAUCGAGGAAUCAUCAACGAAUUCAUCCACAGUGAUGUCCCCAAUAAAUAGCUCCAAAUUUACUCGUGCCAAAUCUGUAACGCAAAUUCCCGCAAAUGGCUGCUCGGGAUUUCGAGAAUUCACGUGGUCUGUACUCAGGAGGAAUGAUCCCGCCCAUUGUACACCACCGAGAGUUAAAACCGAUCGAAAGACGAAUGAGGAUCUCAAUAAAACACACGAAGGUGUUGUUUAUAGACGACCCAGUAAGGAUGCGAAUUCCGAGGAGAAUGGAGACCAUGUACCAACGGAAAAAUUAUCGCAGGAGGCAUUUAGAUUAAUGAGAACCGUGGAGUCGCUUCUAGCGAUGCGGCACCCAGACUUGGCGAUAACCUCAUCAUCCUCCUUCUCCUCUACGUUCUCCUCAGCAUCAUCCUCGUCAUGUGCCUCCUCCACCCACGAGCACACCAUAGACGACGACAACAACAACAUCUCGCUGACUCAAUUCCACAACGACAUAAAAGGCGCCAACUCAACGUUGAUAAGUGAUGGCUCCUUCAUCGAGGAGGAACUGUCCUUCAGAUCCCUCAACUCAACUUUCCUGAACGCCGAGUGCAAACCCAUCGAGAAGAAAGAGGAUAAAAAGAAGUCUCCACUGAGUUCUAUUUCUAGACAAUUGUUCAAGCAAACAGGAAGCUCAACGCCAAAUUCAAAAGCCAAGAGACCAGUCAAAGAGGACAGGCGGACAGCCUUGAAAGACGAUAAAACGAAUAACAUAAACAUGGCAGACGAUGAAAGUGGAUUUUCAUCGAUGAAUUCGUUUCAGGAUGUUGGUCUACCAAUGACCACUGUUCUCUCUCCGAUCAAGGGCUGUCACACGGAAAUAGGUCUGCCACGAGUGCCACGGGACAAGACGAACCACAGGAGGUGGUCCUCAACACCUGUUGAGCUCCAAACACUCCUCAAGAAGUGCAGCAAUGGAUUCAUGCCCAAUCGGUCCAACGUCGAGUCACUCAGUGUUUGGGUGUGAACAAUUAUGAUAUCCUCAUGACACAUUGUAAAGCACGACAACAACAACAUCUUGACAACUCAAUUCCACAACGACACAAACGAAACCAACACAACAUCGAUAUAUAAUGGCUCCUUCAUCGAGGAGGAGAUAUCCUUCAGAUCUCUCAACUCAACUUUCUUGAACGCCGAGUGCAAACCCAUCGAGAAGAAAGAGGAUAAAAAGAAAUCGCCACUGAGUUCUUUUUCGAGACAAUUGUUCAAGCAAACAGGAAGCUCAACGCCAAAUUCAAAAGCCGAAUACGAAUUACGAAUAACAUAAACAUGGCAGGCGAUAAAAGGGCAUUUUCGUCGAUGAAUUCGUUUCAGGAUGUUGGUCUGCCAAUGACCACUGUUCUCUCCGAUCAAGAGCUGUCACACGGAAAUAGGUCUACCGCGAGUGCCACGGGACACGACGAACCACAGGAGGUGGUCCUCAACACCUAUUGAGCUCCAAACACUCCUCGAGAAGUGCAGCAAUGGAUUCAUGCCCAAUCGGUCCAACGUCGAGUCACUCAGUGUUUGGGUAUAUCCAAACAUCAACAUACGACAACAACAUCUUGACGACUUAAUUCCACAACGACACAGAUGGCUCCUUCAUCGAGAAGGAACUAUCCUUAGGAUCCCUCAAUUCAACCUUCCUGAACACCGAGUGUAAAACCAUCGAGGAGAAAGAGAAUGAAACAAAUCACCACUGAGUUCUAUUUCGAGACAAUUGUUCAAGCAAACAGGAAGCUCAACGCCAAAUUCAAAAGCCAAGAGACCAGUCAAAGAGGACAGGCUGA
Messenger RNA from Diachasma alloeum, 2635 nucleotides. RefSeq lists its product as uncharacterized. Lineage: Eukaryota; Metazoa; Arthropoda; Insecta; Hymenoptera; Braconidae. The transcript has 5 exons. The record is from RefSeq and is a predicted model, not a curated record. Bases 223 to 1833 code for a protein of 536 amino acids.